CCCUACCACCACUUCCAUCACAUCUUAGUAAUCGCAACCGAUUAUUAUCGCUCAGCGCUGCACGCUGCUCUUGUAGCUCUUGUUAGCUUUUAAAUACACAUUUAUUCGCUUACGAUGCCGAAGAACCAGAAGUCCUCGGCAUCUUCGGGUACACGGAAGAAGAAUGCUCGCAAGGCAGCUGUAGCUGUAUCCCCGGAAGUCCCAGUCAUCCCGAAGCAGAAGAAACAGAAAGGACAGAAGAAAGAGCCCAGGAAGAAAGUUUACAUACUUCCAUCCAAGCCAGCCCCACCACAGCCCGAUCCGCUCGAUACUCUCGGCCUUAUACAUAGACUACCACCGGAACUUGUCAUCAUUCUUCGAUCCUUGGGAAAGAAGGAUCCAGUCACUAAGGGACGGGCUCUGGAAGAACUUCAGUCAAAGUGGAUCGACGAAAGUUCGAGGAAAGGGGAUGAGAGCGUGGAAUGCGAUGCACUUGUCACGAUGCUACCAGUUUGGUUUCAUAGGGCUCCUGUAUUCUUCACACAUCCCGUUCGCCGGAUCCGCCUCUUGGCUGCUGCACUCCAUUUCUCAUACCUACGCAUCCGUGCAGUCCGGGAUGCCGCCACCUUCUUUUUGAGAGAGACUGUAACAUCUGAGCAAAUCGAGGCUCUUAUGGGUACAUGGUGCAUGCUCGCUCACGAUGCUGACCGUCAGGUAUCUCUGCAGGGACAGAAGUCCUGGUCUAGUAUCAUCUCCUCUUCAGGUGCAGAUGGAGAAACACUGGUAAACGUCGAAAUGCUGGCCUCUAUCAUGGAGUUUCUUCAAAGGACUCUUUUGGACCCUCCAGGAGUGUAUCUUAACCUUAACCCUGCUGCACCAGUCGCAGCUCCCACUCCGGGCAUCAAGAAGCCCGGCGGGAGAUUCAUUCCGACGGCCCCUAUGGAGGAAUCUAACAAGGCGGAUGAAGAAAGUGAUCUUGACAGGAAUGCUCGUCUUCGUUUCGGUGCACUGAGCGCUUUCCGCUGGCUCUUUGAUGCUCGCCUCGCAUCAAAGAUCACGUCUCUCGACGAUCUAUCUGGGCUGCUAUCUAACCCACUGUUGUGGACGUCAUUGUAUUGCGGUGAGAAUGCGCCUUGGAUUCCCGACCCUGAAAUCCAUGGUCUCGGGCAUGGGCAACCUCAAGUACGCCAAGCCACGUGGGCAUUAUUGUCUGUACUGCUGCAGCGUUACAAAGGCGCUAUUGAACCAUUUAUUCCUAUAUUAAGUGUUGCUAUACUUCGCUCUGCAUGGGUUGAAACGGACCCGGGAGUAAGAAACACUUUGUUCCAACCCGUCUUACUUUUUCUCAAAGAGUUUCCAAACGCGUGGACUCUUGAAGCGGCAUAUGAUCCAGAUAAACACGAAGAUGGCGAUGAGUCGGACUCGGAUAGCGAGGAGCGUGAGACUACAACUCGCAAGGAAAAGUCUUUUGAGGCAUAUCGCGAGUUUCUUCAAUUCCUUGAGCUUGGAUGUGCUGGAUCACCUGUCGAUGGGUAUCCUACCGUCCUCGUUGUUUUAUCGACGAUUCCAUCUUCCGUUAUUGCAGCUUCCUCUAGGACGGGGAUGCCCCUCGACGAUUUCUUCACUUCGUUCUGGGCAGCGAUCGACGGCCGUGCACUGAGUUCUUUAGAGAGGAAGGUGCCUUCUGCCUCAUUCCUUUCGUCUCUCCUGGAAUGUGUGGUGUUCUUUUUGAGAAGACUGUCGAGUGGGUCCCAGGACCAUGGAGCGUUAUCCGGGUCUGUCUCAGAUAUCCUGGAGCCAAAUAGCACACGCCGACAAGACGUGGUAGACGAACUUGUCAGAUCUCAAUUUACGCGUAUUUGGGAAGAACUUAAAGCAAGGCGCCUAAGAACCGACGAGAAUGAUGCGGGGAAAUUGAUAGCUAGUUCGCUGCUCUCUCUACAUCGCAUGAACGCUGAUCUUUUCAAAACUGCCUGGGAUACUGUUUCCACUGCGAUCCUUUCUCAAGAUGACGAGAGUCUAUCUCUUACGCCUACGGUGCUCCGGACGUUCGUGGACACUUUCCAAACCGAAGACCUUCCCGCAGAGGUUACACGCACUCUGAUAGGCAAGUAUGUGCAGGAAACUGUGGGGAAGUGCGAGACGGUCCUUGCCUCUGACGCGGCCAGUGCUGAAGUUUCGAAGAAAAUCGGUGUUGUGAUCACGCUUAUGGAGACGUUCGGAUCCCAUCUAUUCCAGCACUCCGACUUUGCUGUGAGAAUGGACAACAUGUUCGUUCACCAUGCGCUCCGUAUUUUGCAAGCUUCUCCGCAGGCAAUUUCUGCAUUCAUGUCGUGUCGGAAUGACGAGGAUCGUUGUUUGGAGCUAUGGCAUGUUUUACUGGUCGAUAUUUCCCAACAGAUCGACACCUUGUCGUCACUGCUGGACGUGAUUAACACUGACAAAUGUCCCAAAUAUCUACGACCCGAGGACGACGAGUUAGAUAGCGUCAUAGAGCACCUGUUUCUUGAGGUGUUAAACGGAGAUGUACCGACUUCUCGCCGCGAUUUGGUAAAGAGACUCAUCCAAGCGCAAAGCUUUUUCCUCUCCGAGAAUGGGCAAGAUAUCUUGUUCCAAACGCUGGUAUCGUCAUUAUCGUCCACCGUAGACGAUAUUCUGUACACAGCGAAUACGCCGUUCACUGGGUUAUCCACUGUUAUAGAGUUCACGCGCAUCAUGCUCAGCAAGAACCAUGAACUCACUGGUGACUCACUGGCAUCUGUUCUCCCAAACGUUUUCAUUGCAGGCUAUCUGCUUCCGGUGACGUUUCCCACUUUGGAAACACCUACAAUCGAUGCUGCACGAGGAGUUUGGGACCUUUGGGUUUCGAAGGCCGAUACUGGACUACAGAGCGUCCUGAGUGGCCUAAUUAAAGAGAGGUUGAAAGAUCUUCUCCAAGAUUGCUCUACCUCCACGCGACCAGAAGAUAUUCUAACAGUUAUAAGUCAUAAACCGAGAGGCAUGGACAUCACCCCACUUGCAGACGUCUUCCCCACUCAAGGCGAAUUCAAAACAAUGAUCGACUCGCUUCCGUCAGACCCACCAGACCCCAGUCUCGCAUUCAUCGAGUCCAUCAUCCCGGCCACCUCGGAGUUUGAGAACUCAACCAUCUCUGGUCUGGAAUUCGAUUCAAGGGGCUAUUCACCAUAUAUCAGGGCUACGUCUGCCCUCCUGGCGUACUUGGGUGAAAACCGGAGCAUCGCUAAGGAGAACAUGUGGGCACUUCGACAUCUACUAAUACUCGGUCAAUAUGCGAACGAUCUUCUAAGUGUCCCAGCGACACCAAGUGGAUUGUUUGGCCCAGAUGUAUCGCGGUCAGAAUUACGCAGACUGCUUGGGAAGAUUCACCAACUAUCCACUUACCUCCUGUCCACGGGCGACGAUAGUCUUCAUAGUCAGGUUGUCAGCGCUUGCACAGUUACUCGCGCAACAACUUCAUCAGGUGCUUUGGUAUCUUUUGUCGUGGACGUUGUCAAUCACGCCAGAAGGGAGGAUACCGUCAGAGAUGCACUAGUAUUGCGCUCAGUGUUGAAGCACCUAUUCGCGAGCGCUAGCAAAGCAGAUUCUGACCAAUGGUUGAAUCUGGCACGUAGCCUGGAAAAGACAGCGCCGCAAACCACGUUGGCCAUCCUUGCCAGUAUCACUGAAUUUGCCCCAGAACCAUUGAGAAUGGACCGUUACCGCAACGAGAUUGCUUCAGACAUCCUGGGUGUACCUGCGAGCAGGGUAAACACGACAGGAGUCGUCCUACUCCGUCGUCUUGCAGGGACAGCCCCUGAUUCUGAAUCGGACGUGGUGUUCUUGCCACAACAGCGUGCCAUCAAUGUCGUGAAAACCUGUCAAGCUUGGGUUUCUUCUGACGAAGAUAUUGAUGAAGAAGUGGAGAGCAUGAUGACACUCUUGUUCAUCCAUCUUGCCCCAAUCUUGCAGAACGUCGCUGGGAACCACUGGGAGUUUAUCUUUGAUGUACUCGAGAACAACCUAGAGAAUUGCUCCUUUGCCGAUAGCGCAACAUUGACAAUGUUAGGGAUAUCCCUGCGUCUGAUCCUUGCAAUUCAAGAUUUGGUUCUGACCAACAAGUCACUGCGUGCAAGCUGGGACAAGAGGAAAGAAUCUAUCCUGGCGCUUGUGAAGAACCUUGAUAACACCGAUCGUUCCGUGCCACGUUCUCUGUGCAGGGAACUGGCACUUUCAGUUAUGCAAGAGUUGCCUGACGCAUUGGUGGACGAGAAAACCCUGCCUGAGAUGUGCCAUCUCCUCACUGAUCCUUCCUACGAAGUUCAACGCAUGGGGUACAGCCUCCUGCACAAAGCAGCUCGAAAGCGAACCGAACAUUUUGUCAUCGAAUCUGCUGUUGACGCAGAAGACACUGUCAGCGCAGAACUACCUGCAGAACUUCUUGCGAUUCUGCAAUCGAGUCUCACUCUAGCGGAGGGACUUCAUGAUUCUGAAUCAGACGCCGUCGAGAUCGAUGCAUCAGAACUGCACAAAGUCUCUGGGUAUCUACUAGCAUGGAUGAUCAUGUUCGAUUUAUUCAUUGAAGCGUCUAUCAAAGUCAGGUCAAAGUACUUCAAUCAAAUGAGGAGCCUGGGUAUCAUCGGAGAUUUCUUCAUUCCCAAUAUUUUCGAUGUCCUGGGUCUGUUCAGUGGAAAGAAGAAGCCGUUCAAACUCGAUAUCUGGGCUGUUGAUGAUUUUUACAUUGACCACUUUGAGCCCGAAAGCGUCCUCGGCCUGCGACUACUAGCUGCUCAUAUCUAUCACCGAGCGCUUCUAACAGUUCCAGCAUUAAUACGUACCUGGAUCUCAGACUGUUCAGACAGACAGCUACUAUCGCGCGUGGUGGACUACACCGCUUCAUACUUCUCACCAGGCAUUAUCAGAGCCGAGCUUGCACAAGUCCGGCUGGCUGAUCCAUCGUCAGAGCUCCACACAACUGAGAAUCUCACUGUCAAAGUGUCACCAAGCGCUGGGGAGGUCACGGCAUCAUACACGGUUGAUGAUCAAGUGCUGGAAUUGUCUCUAAGAUUGCCAAACGACUGGCCAUUACACCGACUGGACAUUCGUGAUACGAAGAUGGUCGGCGUAUCCGAAGAUAGAUGGAGAGCUUGGGUGCUGGGAGUACAGCAGAUUGUUUGGCAACAAAAUGGUCGGAUUGUCGAUGGCCUAACUUUAUUCACGAAAAAUGUCACCCUCCAUUUUGCCGGUCAAGUGGAGUGUGCAAUCUGCUACUCGAUUAUCAGUGUCAUGGACAGCAGCCUCCCACGAAAGCCUUGCAAGACCUGUAAGAACCCUUUCCAUGCAAGCUGCUUGUACAAAUGGUUCAAAAGCAGUCAUUCAUCAAGCUGCCCGCUUUGCCGGUCUGAUAUGCUGUGAAAGACCGUGUCUAUCCUAAUGCUAGAAUUACAAUUGGUUCUGAUCAAGUGACAACUGCGCAAAAGCACUUGGUUUGGUAAAUGACUUCUGCCGGUACAAACCGAUCCGCCUUUAUGUGUAUCAAUAGCCCCUGCCAGUAUUAGUGCAGCCUGUCAGAAGUGACGGAAGUAAAUACUAUCAUUCCCACCAAUAUGAAAGGGUACCUAAUAUGAAAAAUGUUCAUAGCACUUCAAUGCCAUGGUCGGCCGGCGCUGAAAAAAUUCAAGUAUAUAUAGAGUGCCUAUAUAGAUGCC
Molecule: messenger RNA, 5684 nt
Organism: Suillus paluster
Lineage: Eukaryota; Fungi; Basidiomycota; Agaricomycetes; Boletales; Suillaceae
Exons: 19
Coding region: 115-5391 (1758 amino acids)
Biological process (GO): ribosome-associated ubiquitin-dependent protein catabolic process; rescue of stalled cytosolic ribosome
Cellular component (GO): cytosol; RQC complex
Molecular function (GO): zinc ion binding; ubiquitin protein ligase activity; ribosomal large subunit binding
Source: RefSeq, a predicted model, not a curated record